Messenger RNA from Porites evermanni, 552 nucleotides. The record is from the annotation of a GenBank genome assembly. NCBI's taxonomy places the organism in Eukaryota, Metazoa, Cnidaria, Anthozoa, Scleractinia, Poritidae.
AAGUACAAGGAUCUCGAAAUAGAAAUUAAGAAAACAUUGAAACUAAAAUCAACAACUGUCCCAGUGGUCAUUGGUGCUCUCAGGCUUGUAGCCUACGUGGCAGGCGUUAAAAGGGGAAGGGGAAGGGGAAGGGGGAAUUUGGGCGCGCGAGGGAGAAAGGAAAGGAACGCCUGCAAGGACGCCAUUGUUUCCUCCGUUUUUCACGCUCAGAUUCUGAGCGUGAAAAUAGUGAUUGGUCAGAAUUAAUUAAAUGUCAAUCUUCGACUUAAUACCUUUUUCCGAUUGGUUGAAAUCAACAUCACGCCAUUUGAGUAACUAAACAUAUGUCGCUAGUGGACGUGAUGAGAUUUCUCUACGGGAAUACCCCUCCUCGCUCCUCCCUCGCGCGUGGUCUCGCGCCCUAAUUCCCUUCCCCUUCCCUUUCGAACGCCUGCCACGCAGGCUAUCAAGAUUGUCAAGAACGGGACUGAAAACUACGUUACCAAGAUCCCAGGAAAGAGAGCUUCAGAAGAUUGUCCUCCUUGGGACUGCUCACAUACUCAGGAGGUCACU